UAUCGACUCGCACGUUUUGUACUCGAAAGUAGCGCAAAUUACUUAAAAAUACCAGAAACGAAAAUAUUGGAACAGCCCCUGGCCCGGCCUGGUCUGCUGUGGUCUGCCAUUCCGUUGUGCUCUUCUGCCAGUUUCUGUCCAACCACACACGAGAACACCUCUAUAGCCAAGAGCCGCAGACGCAGCUGGUGCCGCUUCAUUCCCCUUCGUUGUUCGCCGCGUGAAAAACAUGAAAUUGAAAAUCAAUUUGACGUUCCUCUGGGCGACACUAGUCGGCCUCUUGUCCAUCAUUCUAUUGACACACACCGCACAAAUUGAGGCAUCGAGCGCUGGCACUGAUGCGGUAUGCAAGGAGCUGAACAAUGUCAACUGCUAUGUGGGCCGUAACGAGGGAAACUUCUGCAACAGCAAGGACCAGACCAAGGCGGUCACCCGGUGGUAUUACGACAAGGGCAUCUGCCGAUCCUUCACCUACAAGGGCUGCAACGGCAACCGGAACCGCUUCUGCACCCAGGAGAGCUGCGACGUGCGCUGCGGCGACGAUUGACCAGGAAUAUAGUCCCUAUGUCCCCCUAUAUCACCUUAGACGAUAAGUUUGUAUGUUUAGGCUAAGCAUUCAGAGCAAAUAGAGAUCGGAUCGCAGGCGUCCGAGUCCGAGCAGCCGCUA
This is a messenger RNA of Drosophila persimilis, 667 nucleotides long. RefSeq names its product kunitz-type serine protease inhibitor Hg1. Lineage: Eukaryota; Metazoa; Arthropoda; Insecta; Diptera; Drosophilidae. The record is from RefSeq and is a predicted model, not a curated record. Gene Ontology annotation, molecular function: serine-type endopeptidase inhibitor activity. The coding region runs from base 230 to 547 and encodes 105 amino acids. The transcript has 2 exons.